Molecule: messenger RNA, 2765 nt
Organism: Mercenaria mercenaria
Lineage: Eukaryota; Metazoa; Mollusca; Bivalvia; Venerida; Veneridae
Product: transcription intermediary factor 1-beta-like
Exons: 3
Coding region: 153-1307 (384 amino acids)
Biological process (GO): positive regulation of DNA-templated transcription
Cellular component (GO): chromatin; nucleoplasm
Molecular function (GO): zinc ion binding; ubiquitin-protein transferase activity
Source: RefSeq, a predicted model, not a curated record
AUCGCUCCACCUACAUAGUACUGCCCGCCUAUAACUGUAUGGAGCGUCCGAUUUUGUAACUGUGGGAUGCGUCGUCGUAUGCAUCGAAAACGAAACUAGGAGUUUGGAAAAGGGUCAGUUGAGACACAGAAUAACGGGAAUGACUUGGUGUAAUGGCCGAAGGAGGUGACGUUACAUCAGUCAAAGACGGAUCAGAUGCUGACUUUGAUAUUGUCUGUACUCCGUGUGGAGAAGGCAACAUCAGAGAAGAAGCUGUCAAAUAUUGCCCUGACUGUCAGGAGUAUCUAUGUGCAACAUGUACAAUACAUCAUGGUCGUUUAAAGGCUACACGUUCCCAUAACGUACUUGACAGAAACGCUGCCAAGCAAGCGUCUGUGAUUGCCGUGACAACAAAAUGUCGUUAUCAUCCAGACCGAGAUAUCGAGAUGUACUGUGCAGGGCAUGACAUGAUUUAUUGUCUGAAGUGCAUAGCAACUGAUCACAGGGCCUGCAGUGGAGUGACUGGUAUAGAAGAAAUAAAGACAUCGUCUAUUCAACAAAUGGAUGUAGAUCGUUUACAGCAUGACACAAGAAACAUUCAAGACUGUUUAGCAGACACUGAUAAAACGACACAGAAAAACAUCGAUUGCAUUGAAGAGCAAAGAGAUUGCAUACUUACCAAAAUCGAAGCAGUCGAGCGGAGCUUGAUAGAACAUAUCCGCAAAUUAAAACGUGAAGCCGUGGAUACUUUGAAUAAGGACUAUACUUUGGUCAAGGAAGAACUGAAGUCUAGUAUCGCCCUGAUCGCAAAUAAGAAAAUAGAAAUAGAGAAUGCAAGCAGCCAGUUCCAAACAUUUACCAGUAUGGAUGCGGGACAGCAGUUUGUUCAUAUGAAACUGAUACAAAAGACUGUAAAUGAUGCAGUAAAAUUGGUUGAAGACAGCGAGGCAAAAGGUAUUAAAGCUUUAUGUUUUUCAGAAAAUACAGAUUUAAAGACUUCAGUUAUGACAGCAACAUCUUUAGGAGGUGUGAAUACAGUUACAGAAAACGAACGUGAAACUGCUCAAAGGGUAUAUGAGGUGAAAUCUAAGAAGGAGAUCAAUAUCAAAAUGCAAAACGACCGUGACACGUGUUACAUAUCUGAUGUAUGUCAGCUACAGGACGGUACGAUCAUACUGGCUGACUGCGAUAAUAGGAAGAUUAAGAGGCUUGAUAUGAAUUACAACAUCAAGGAUCAUUGUGACCUAGGCUACUAUCCCAAGGGUAUCUGUUGUACUGGAGUGUAUAUCAAAAUCCCCUUGAUCAAAAUCCCCUCCACUGAAAAAUGACUGGGUGUUACAAAAUCCCCUUCAUACUUUUGCAUGGGGUAUCAUAAUCCCCUCUGUGAUUUUCAUUAUAGAUAUAUAGAUAUCAGUGCUCCAAAUUAAAUUCUGUUUGCUAAAGGCAUUGUAUUUACGUGCUUUAUGCAAUAGACUUUUAAAUUGUGUAUAAUUGUAUUUGAACUUGAUGAAAUAAGUAAAAAUCACAGAGGGGAUUAUGAUACCCCCUGCAAAAGUAUGAAGGGAAUUUUGUAACACCCUGUCAUUUUUCAGUCUAGGGGAUUUUGAUCAAGGGGAUUUUGAUUGUCUCCCGUUGUACUGGUCAGAAUGAAGUCGCUGUGAAAAUGGCCAACAACGCUGUUCAGUUUAUAUCAGUCGGCAGUUCAUUGUAUAAGUUAAGAAUUAUCUGUAGAAGGUGGAGACUGUUUGGGAAUGGCUUACUGUAUUGGAGAGCUGUGGACAUCUACCGGAUUGAAUGGUGUUAAUGUCUACAGUACAUCGGGUACUCGGCAGAAAACAAUUAGAAAGGGUACCAAUGGUCAGAAUAUAUUUAAAUCGUAUACUCAACAUAUGGCAGUCAGUGUGGAAACUGUUAUUGUAACAGACCACAGUGAUGGCGCCGUCUGUCUGGAAAGAGAUUAUACGGUACAAAGAGAAUUGCGGGACGGAAGGCUUGUCGACACGACAGGCGUGUGUGUAUCCAGUGAUGGAACUGUGUUCCUGUCUGGACGCAGUUCACACAAUAUUGUGAUGUUUGAUAAGAACGGGAAAUGCCUCGGAGAGUUGGUAGCCAAAGACGCUUGUCUGAGGUAUCCAGUUUCGUUGCAUUAUGACGACAAAAGGAAAUGUUUAAUUGUAACAUGUAAUUCUUCUGAUAAAAUAAUUAUUUUUGAUAUAUCCAAUUAAAUCAACAAGUUCUUUGUACUUUUAUAGAAGCAACUUAGAGCUAAUCAUGAGGUUAACUGAAAUUGUAAUGUCAAUAUGACGUUAUGCGCAAACCUAUUUUAUCUGAAUAAAUAUAUACAUAAAAAACGAAUAUAUUCAAGAGUGAAUGUUUUAAUAUUGCAACAGAAAAAAAUAUUAUCGUCUUGUAUCGUUCUCGCUUUAAACAAAGAAGUAUAUUUUUAUAGCUCUUUGCUUUAAAUAUGACAAAUAUGUUUUAUAAGUUAUAUUACGUUAAAUACAUUUUCAAAUGUCUUUAACCACGAAAAUGGAUUGAAAGAGUAAAAAUUUUAUAAUGAAAUAAUAGCAUGACAGAAUUUGGUCAUAUACCACCGCUACAAUUUGGGGUCUCAUGUUUGACUGAAAAUAUUUUUCUUGCAUCAAACAUGACCCCGACUUUUCUUUUGAUUUUAUUCAGCACUGAAAAUAUGAAGAAUGUAAGUUACUGACAUUAAAAUGGGCCCUGAUGUAUGCUGCAUCCAUUAGAAAUAUGUUAUUUUUGUAUAGAAUAAAGAAGAGCAGUUA